Molecule: messenger RNA, 279 nt
Organism: Laetiporus sulphureus 93-53
Lineage: Eukaryota; Fungi; Basidiomycota; Agaricomycetes; Polyporales; Laetiporaceae
Exons: 1
Source: RefSeq, a predicted model, not a curated record
AAAGUCACCGCACCUGAGAAAUUCUCGGGUCAUGGCAACCCCAAAAUUAAGGAAUGGCUCGAACAAGUAUAUCUAUACUUGGACGAUGUCACGGACGAGCAGCUGCAAAUAAAGCUGUCUCUAUCAUAUCUUGAGGGAGAUGCUCAUGACUACAUGGAUGACUAUUAUCCCAAGAUCCAAGCUACUCAACCGCUUGGGAUGUGGGCCGAUUUUGUCAGUCAGCUCACGACAUCUUAUGACACAAAGGACAAGCCGCGAGAAGCACAGCUUGAGGUUGAA